CAAGAAGAGUAAUUCCAUCUCUUCGAAUACUCUAUGAUAUCAUGAAGAGAAAACUAUUCUUCCUAAUUGUUUUGAUUGAAUGUAUUCAUAUGUUAUCAGCAUUCACUCAUAAAAGGUUCAAAAAUGACACAACUUUUGACAGUGUAGUUGAGUCGCUUGUUGUCAAUGGAGGCAGCACCUAUCAUAACGGGUUCUACGUUAAAGUCAGGACCCUGAAACCCCUGGGACCUCGCAACUUCUGCGGGGGCGUGCUGAUCAACAGUCUAUGGGUGCUUACAGCCGCACACUGCGUCAAACCCACAUCACCUCGGAAUCUGAUUAUUGAGAUGAAACAUUAUACGCAUUUGGAUUUUGGAUACAAAAAGCUGGGCCAUGUUUACGAACACGACAUCGCCCUGUUAAGACUGAGAGAAAGCAUCAAACAGGCCUACUUCGGAAUUCUCCAAUUAUACUUUGAACGACAAGACAUCGGAAUCCCAUUGAUAGCUUUAAGAAUGGGCUCAAUAAAGCAAAAUCAAUUUGAGUUUCCUCUGUCUCUGCAAAUGGCUGAAUUCCGAGAAAUCACGCGAUUGAAGACUGCCGAGGACUUUAAAUUUGAAACUUGUUCUGAGGCAACGAUUUGUACCAAGGUGAUAUAUAGCAAUUAAGAAACCAUUUUUUACUCCCUUCAUCAGCUUGACGUUACCUUGCUGGAAUAGAAUUGUUUUCAUGA
Symsagittifera roscoffensis is the source of this 712-nucleotide messenger RNA. Its product is annotated as kallikrein-1-like. The record is from RefSeq and is a predicted model, not a curated record. Bases 42 to 647 code for a protein of 201 amino acids. The transcript has 3 exons. Gene Ontology annotation, molecular function: serine-type endopeptidase activity. Gene Ontology annotation, biological process: proteolysis. Lineage: Eukaryota; Metazoa; Xenacoelomorpha; Acoela; Convolutidae.